GCAGUGCACGAGGCCCGCCGUAAACGGCUCCCUCGCGCCACUUCCGGCCGGCUUCUGCAGACGGCGCUGGUGGGGGAACGAGAGGCGCCGGAGGUCGUUCUUGGCGGCAGGAGCCAUGGAGAUGCCUCUGCCACCCGAUGACCAGGAACUUCGAAAUGUCAUCGAUAAGCUGGCCCAGUUUGUGGCUCGCAACGGGCCCGAGUUUGAGAAGAUGACGAUGGAGAAGCAGAAGGACAACCCGAAAUUCUCGUUUCUGUUCGGAGGCGAGUUCUACAGUUACUACAAGUGCAAGCUGGCCCUCGAACAGCAGCAGCUCAUCUGCAAGCAGCAGGCCCCAGAGCUGGAGCCAGCCACAGCCCUGCCACCCCUCACACAGCCCCCGCUAGCCCCUGCUGCACCCAUCCCACCUGCCCAGGGAGCCCCGUCCAUGGAUGAGCUCAUCCAGCAGAGCCAGUGGAACCUGCAGCAGCAGGAGCAGCACCUGCUGGCCCUCAGACAGGAGCAGGUGACGGCGGCGGUGGCCCAUGCAGUGGAGCAGCAGAUGCAGAAGCUCCUGGAGGAGACCCAGUUGGACAUGAAUGAGUUUGAUAACCUGCUGCAGCCCAUCAUUGACACGUGCACCAAAGACGCCAUCUCGGCCGGGAAGAACUGGAUGUUCAGCAAUGCUAAGUCCCCUCCACACUGUGAGCUGAUGGCGGGCCACCUCCGGAACCGCAUUACAGCUGAUGGGGCGCACUUUGAGCUGCGGCUGCACCUCAUCUAUCUGAUCAAUGAUGUGCUGCACCACUGGGCCCUGAUGCGCGGAAGGUCUCUCCCUCACAGCCAGCGCAAGCAGGCCAGGGAGCUGCUGGCCGCCCUGCAGAAGGUUGUGGUGCCCAUCUACUGCACCAGCUUCUUGGCCGUGGAGGAAGACAAGCAGCAAAAGAUUGCCCGGCUCCUUCAGCUGUGGGAGAAGAAUGGCUACUUUGACGACUCCAUCAUCCAGCAGUUGCAGAGCCCGGCCCUGGGGCUCAGCCAGUACCAGGCCACGCUCAUCAACGAGUACUCCUCAGUCGUCCAGCCAGUGCAGCUGGCCUUCCAGCAGCAGAUACAGACCCUCAAGACACAGCACGAGGAGUUUGUCAACAGCUUGGCCCAGCAGCAGCAGCAGCAGCAGCAGCAGCAGCAGCAACAGCAGCAGAUCCAGAUGCCACAAAUGGAAGCCGAAGUCAAGGCCACACCACCACCACCUGCCCCGCCGCCAGCCCCCACGCCCACCCCAGCCAUCCCACCAACUACCCAGCCCGAUGACAACAAGCCUCCCAUCCAAAUGCCCGGCUCCUCUGAUUAUGACACCUCGGGAGGGGUCCAGGACCCUGCAGCCACUGGCCCCCGGGGCCCUGGGCCCCACGACCAGAUCCCGCCCAACAAACCCCCCUGGUUUGACCAGCCUCACCCCGUUGCUCCUUGGGGUCAACAGCAGCCUCCUGAGCAGCCCCCCUACCCACACCACCAGGGCGGGCCACCCCACUGCCCGCCUUGGAACAACAGCCAUGAGGGCAUGUGGGGUGAGCAGCGCGGGGACCCAGGCUGGAACGGCCAGCGUGAUGCACCCUGGAACAGCCAGCCCGACCCCAACUGGAAUAGCCAGUUUGAGGGCCCCUGGAACAACCAGCACGAGCAGCCACCCUGGGGUAGCGGCCAGCGAGAGCCACCCUUCCGCAUGCAGCGGCCGCCACACUUCCGUGGGCCCUUCCCACCCCAUCAGCAGCACCCACAGUUCAACCAGCCGCCACACCCCCACAACUUCAACCGCUUCCCACCCCGCUUCAUGCAGGAUGACUUCCCCCCGAGGCACCCCUUCGAGCGGCCACCCUAUCCUCACCGCUUUGACUACCCCCAGGGGGACUUCCCUGCUGAGAUGGGACCCCCUCACCACCACCCUGGCCACCGCAUGCCACAUCCUGGGAUCAAUGAGCACCCACCUUGGGGGGGCCCCCAGCACCCUGACUUUGGCCCUCCUCCCCAUGGCUUCAAUGGACAACCCCCCCACAUGCGGCGACAGGGCCCUCCCCACAUCAACCAUGAUGACCCCAGUCUGGUCCCCAACGUUCCCUACUUUGACCUCCCCGCCGGGCUGAUGGCCCCUCUUGUGAAGCUAGAAGAUCACGAGUACAAGCCUUUGGACCCUAAAGACAUUCGCCUUCCACCCCCCAUGCCACCAAGCGAGAGGCUGCUGGCGGCCGUGGAGGCCUUUUAUAGCCCUCCUUCCCAUGACAGGCCCAGGAACAGUGAAGGCUGGGAGCAGAAUGGCCUCUAUGAGUUCUUCCGAGCAAAGAUGCGGGCCCGACGGCGGAAAGGCCAGGAGAAGAGGAACAGCGGACCCUCACGGUCUCGGAGCCGAUCCAAAAGCCGAGGGCGUUCCUCCUCUCGCUCCAACUCGAGGUCCUCCAAGUCAUCUGGCUCAUAUUCGAGGUCACGGUCACGCUCCUGCUCCCGUUCCCGCUCCUACUCCCGUUCCCGCUCCAGAAGCCGUAGCCGAUCCCGCUCCUCAAGAAGCCGCUCGAGGUCCCGUUCCCGCUCCCGGUCCAAGUCAUACUCCCCAGGGAGGAGACGUCGGUCGAGGUCCAGGAGCCCUACUCCGCCGCUUGGGGAAGAGAACAAAGGACAUCAGAUGCUGGUGAAAAUGGGCUGGAGUGGAUCUGGCGGCCUCGGCGUGAAAGAGCAAGGGAUCCAGGACCCCAUCAAGGGGGGGGACGUGCGGGAUAAGUGGGACCAGUACAAGGGUGUGGGCGUGGCCCUGGACGACCCCUACGAGAACUACCGCAGGAACAAGAGCUACUCCUUCAUCGCCCGCAUGAAAGCCAGGGACGAGUGCAAGUAGGAGUGGUGAGGAGCCACACCAGCCGCUGGCAGCUUAGCCAUUGGGACCUUCCUGGCUUAUUAGCUAUGGAAGAUGGUAGGGACAGCUCGAUUCUCACACAGCCUCCAUCUUUGGAGAGCGACAGAAGAGAAAGACAACCACAGCAUGCCUAGUGAUCAGUGCCAUGCUCAACCGCGGGGAGGCACAGGCCCCACCUGCAAACCAGCUCUAAUGUAGAAGUAAGAGUCACAUGAGAAGACACCCCGAACUCAUUCCCUGGACAGUGAAGCGAGAUACCUGAGCCCUUCUUCCCCGGACAAGAAUCCUUAACACCUGAAGGAAUGGAUGUCUCACAUCUCUACCAUCAGAUGUGAGUCUCAACUCAGCAGGCACUGUGUGGGGGCCGCCCUGGAUGAACACAGCACCCCCCUAGGCAAGGGGCAUGGUGGGCCAGCUCCACAGCCCAUACCUCCCAUGUGUCAUGACAAAGCUCAGGCCAGGCGCUAGUAUUACUCUUAAAAAAUGGAAAAACAAAACCUUGAUUUGCAAAGUUAAACAGGGUUUUCAUUUUUACUUCAAAUGGUUUAGUUUUAAAAAAAGAAAUAUUGAUCUAAGAUGACCCCCAGUGAAAUAAUUUGAAACUUGAUUCCUCCAAAACAUACUGGCCCUUAGUUGAUUUUUUUUUUUUUUUGAAAGUUAGCCAUUUGUUGUUAUCUCCAGAAACAGAAGGAUCUAAGGAGAUGGAUCUGAGGCAUCUUCAGGUGACAGAGUAACACCCAUGGGGGACCUGUGACCUUAGUGUCUGCUUGUGUUUUUCACUUAAAGGAACCCCAACACCAGCACUUCUGUGCGAUAGCCCACUCAGACCGACACACCUCCUGCUCUGUCACUUCCUUUUCCUACCCACCCCUCCGACCCCAAGGAGGCGAGGCCUGGAGGGAGCCACGGGGUGCCUGCGCCGGGAUGGGCUGUAUGUGGCGUCUUAGGCAGUGGGGUGCAGUGCCGUUUAUUUGUACAGAAACAUUUUUGAAAAAUUCUUUUCAAUAAGAUGCAAAAUCCUCUCCAACUUUUCAACCUGAUGUGAUAAAAAUACUUGAUUUUGUUCUAGGUUUCCUGUAGCUGUGUAUUGUUUAAACGCAUCUGAUUCAGGAUAAAGCAUAAACACUUGCUGUUAACAAUUUCUUGUGGGUUUUACUGUUUUGCCUUCAAAUAAAGACUUUUUCAUAAA
Molecule: messenger RNA, 4070 nt
Organism: Phyllostomus discolor (pale spear-nosed bat)
Lineage: Eukaryota; Metazoa; Chordata; Mammalia; Chiroptera; Phyllostomidae
Gene: CHERP
Product: calcium homeostasis endoplasmic reticulum protein
Exons: 17
Coding region: 116-2863 (915 amino acids)
Biological process (GO): RNA processing; intracellular calcium ion homeostasis
Cellular component (GO): perinuclear region of cytoplasm
Molecular function (GO): RNA binding
Source: RefSeq, a predicted model, not a curated record